Tilletiaria anomala UBC 951 is the source of this 1512-nucleotide messenger RNA. RefSeq lists its product as uncharacterized. The transcript is spliced from 3 exons. Gene Ontology annotation, biological process: tRNA splicing, via endonucleolytic cleavage and ligation; tRNA-type intron splice site recognition and cleavage. Gene Ontology annotation, molecular function: tRNA-intron lyase activity; nucleic acid binding. The record is from RefSeq and is a predicted model, not a curated record. Bases 120 to 1469 code for a protein of 449 amino acids. Lineage: Eukaryota; Fungi; Basidiomycota; Exobasidiomycetes; Georgefischeriales; Tilletiariaceae.
GGAUCUCGAAGCACGAGCCGUUUGCCAUCUGCAGCACGCUUGCGCCAUUCAUCGGCCGCGGAGAGCUGCGGUGGAUGUACCAGAUCGAAGAUUCAAGGGCCGUACCGCUGCACAACAUCAUGGCGGACAGUGCCCCGUCAUGGUCGCCUUCCUCGGCGCUUCGAGCACUGGAAGCCCGCUAUCCGGGUAAGGUUCCGGUCCACCUUGUCGAUGGCCAUGCUUAUGUCUGGAGGGUGCAAGAUGCCUCGCGACUGCGGUCCGAGCACCACAUCUGUGGUCUACUCUCCGGCACGCUCCCGCUGAUCCCGCAACAGAAUGUCUUUCUGGGCCUGCCACUCCAGCUAUUCCCGGAAGAAGUGGUCUAUCUCAUACGGAAGCGCGCAAUCAUCCUUAUCGCCGAUGAGCGAGCGUUUGACGUGCCUACUGCAGAAGAGAUGGAGCGAUAUUAUACGGCGGCCAAGGAGGAUCAAAGGCAGCAAGCGACGCAGAGUUCUCAAAAUCUUGCAAAUACCAAAGGCGCUCAGAUCGAGCGGCUGCUACAAAAAGCAGCCAUGAGCCGGGAAAACAGCGAGGCAGGCAGCAUGGUCGGUGAUGCGGAGGAUGUGCAGAGUGGCGCCGCUGGUGGUGUUGCCUCCGAAUCGGAGUCUGAUUCUCCAGUGGGAAAGGGAGGGAAAGCAAAGCAGGAGGACCUGCUGCAAAAGGCUCUAGAGAAACGGCUACAGAGAGAGGACAAGCGCAAGCGUGCGGCGAUAGCAGCAUUGCAAGAGCACCAGCAAGGAAACGAGCCUCUUACUACCGGCGCUUCGGGGGGAGGAGCAGUCGCAGACAACAGCCUGGAGGUCUUCGCGCCGGAUCUCAGCGCGUCCUCCUCACCUUCUACCUCUGCAUCAGAGCAGCACGAUGUGUCUCGAGCAGGCCAAGAAAGAGCCUCAUUGACGGCCAGGCCCAAUCACCCGCACGUAACAUCCGGCUCUGCAUUGGAGCCGCAUCUUCCUAUGGACUGGUACCACCCACAUGCCCAAGCCUCCGCUUCCUGUUCACGGCCACGGAUACACACCACGCUCUCAUCGGCCAAGGGAGCAAAGGACUUUUUCUACCCACGCAACCAGAUGGAGCGCGCGAAAUGCGCCGCUUUCGAGGAUUUGCAGGCGCGAGGGUACUACAUGGGCAUUGGCCUGCGAUUCGGUGGCGACUUUGUCGUGUAUCCUGGUGACCCACUGCGCUACCACUCGCACUUUACAUGCACGGUCCGCGCAUCGCCAACAGCACCGCUGCCAUGCAUGGAGCUAAUCGCCAACGGCCGCCUCGGUACAGCUGUGAAGAAGGCGCACCUGAUCAGCGGCGUUAGCGGCGCGCGUGCCGAUGUCGGUGAGGAGAGGGGGGAUGUUCUGCGCAGGGAGGAUGAGUACACACACAAGUGGGGACAAGUCGUGCACUUCAGCUUGACGUGGAGCGGGUUUGGGACGUGAGAGCGGUGAAUGGUGAAGGAGGCGGGUGCGUUUGUUUGCAAAC